UUCCCAGGGAGCACCGGCAACACGUGACCGCCCUCCAAGCUGCGAGCGGAAAAUUUACAACGCGUCCCGUCAAAAACAGAAAAAAAAAGGGCAAACGUACCGAGGGAGUCGCGACAUCGUUUGUUUUGAGUUAUUAUUUCUCCCCUCCCCCCUCCCGGGUGUAGGGAUGUGAAGUUGAGUGGUGGACGUGGUUCCAGUCGCUGGUGUAAAAAGGCGGGGGCAGGGAGGAGCGGGAGGCGAUGUUGUCUCCAGGGCCUCAAGGAGGAUGUUCAUGACGAGCUUCUGUUGCUACAUCUUCCUUUAGUCAGUGUCCCCUCUGCACCAUGGCGAAUGAUUACCUGUUCAAGGUGCUGGUUAUUGGGGACUGCACGGUGGGCAAAACCUCCCUGGUGCAGCGAUACGCCAACGACAGCUUCAGUAAGAACUACAAAUCCACGGUGGGAGUGGACUUUGCUUUGAAGAUUAUACAGUGGUCUGACUCGGAAACUGUUCGACUCCAGCUUUGGGAUAUUGCUGGCCAAGAACGCUUCACCUCCAUGACCAGACUAUAUUACAGAGAUGCAGGAGCAUGCAUUGUUAUGUUUGAUGUGACAAAUACAGCAACCUUCCGGAAUUGCCUCAAAUGGAAGCAUGAUUUGGAUAGCAAAGUUGCUUUGGUGGAUGGAAGCCCUGUGCCGUGUAUUCUUUUGGCAAACAAGUGUGACCUAUCAGACUGGGCAAUCAGCAGAAGUGAGAUUGAUCUGUUCAGUAAAGAAAACCAUUUUGUUGGUUGGAUUGAAACGUCAGUGAAAGAAAACAAGAAUGUUGCUCAAGCCAUGAGAGUAUUAGUGGAGCAUUUGAUGUCAAAGCCUAAUUUGGGACCUCCCAAUCAAAACCAAGGGGAUUACAUUCAAUUAAAAGAUAUGCCAAAAAGUGAACGUCAUUGGAAUUCAGCAUGCUGUUGAAAAAUCAUAAUGCACUACUGUGGACUUUGUAUGAUCUGUCUUCUAAUGCAUUUAAGUUAACUAGUUUUUACCAGACAAAUUCUGGAGGAGUCAUUGCACUAUUGUGGUUCUCAUUCAUGUAAGUUUAAUACCUACAUUUUUUUGAAUAUUAAAUGAACAGAUUUUUUUAUCAGAAGCUUUUAAAUUGGUUAGUGCCCUAAUUCUACACUAAACGAGUUCUUCCUUUAUGUAGGAAUAAAAAUACAACUGGUUAGUUCACUUCCAAUAGAAAUUGUUAAAGGUAUGGACUAUUGCAAACUUGGCUUAAAUAGUGUACGGUUGACAUUUGAUAUUAAUGUGCAAACUCGUCUUUAUGAUCAAAGGUCUCUAAGAGGGAAAAGUAUGAACUGUGCAAGAUUUGUGUUUUGGUGAUGAACUGUUCGUGUCACAAAUGUUUACUUGUGCCAAUGCUUCUGUUCCCUAUUUUUUGAUUUGUUCAGUAUUACAAUCUGCAUAAUUCCUUUGCUGUUGUAUGGGGUAUCCUGUAAUGACAUGCUUUGCAUUAAAAGUAAUAUAUCAGAA
Molecule: messenger RNA, 1505 nt
Organism: Chiloscyllium plagiosum (whitespotted bambooshark)
Lineage: Eukaryota; Metazoa; Chordata; Chondrichthyes; Orectolobiformes; Hemiscylliidae
Product: ras-related protein Rab-29-like
Biological process (GO): endosome to lysosome transport; phagosome-lysosome fusion
Cellular component (GO): phagocytic vesicle; trans-Golgi network; late endosome
Molecular function (GO): GTPase activity; GTP binding
Source: RefSeq, a predicted model, not a curated record